GCAGAAGACAUUGCAAACACAGGACACAAAAACAUCUCUUGGGGAGACAGAAUCUCUGCCAGGCAGUAAGAUUAUCAUCAGGCCUUCAUCCCUCCAAGAACUCUCAUCCAAAGCUCAGCGGGAGUACAUUAUUCCAGAUUCGUUAGACAGUGUUCUCUCUAGGUUGAAAACAGACGAUUCUUCCCCAGAGUUCAAGGGGCUUUCUACAAAAUUUGAUAAAUCUCUCAAACAAAAUGGUCUUUCUUCAAAAACCUCAAGAGAUUCUAAACUGAAUGGUCUUCCACUGGAGGCAUUUCCCAUGGAUUUGAAUGUCCUUUCU
Messenger RNA from Penaeus vannamei (Pacific white shrimp), 319 nucleotides. Lineage: Eukaryota; Metazoa; Arthropoda; Malacostraca; Decapoda; Penaeidae. The record is from RefSeq and is a predicted model, not a curated record.